Molecule: messenger RNA, 882 nt
Organism: Ceraceosorus bombacis
Lineage: Eukaryota; Fungi; Basidiomycota; Exobasidiomycetes; Ceraceosorales; Ceraceosoraceae
Source: the annotation of a GenBank genome assembly
AUGCUCUUGCCACGGAUUAUCAAGCGCUACGCAACCCCAGCCACAGCAUCAGCACUUGCUUUGGGCCUGUCCUCACCUUUGCUCUACACGGCCUCCAACCAGAUUGCCACCCGCAUUGUCGGCGCUGCGCCGCUCAGGUCUUUUCAGACAACUACACCUUGGUACUUGCACCCGAGUAAGCCAGCCAGUAUGGGAUCCGAUGCUUCCAAAGUCACGGGCAACUUUCCGAAGGGAAAGAGCGAGAGCGAGUGGAGAGCGCAGUUGAGUCCCGAGCAGGUGAGUGCUUCUCCGUGCAAUGAUGCGGUUUCGUACAGCUUGUGCUGUGCCAUGCCAACACUACCACCAUGUUCCCUCCAUCUUGUGUAUCCCCGACUCAGUUCCGCAUCUUGAGAGAAAAGGGAACUGAGCCGGGCUUUUCUUCCGAGCUCGACUCUCACUACCCCAAGGAAGGCGUGUAUAGCUGUGCAGGUUGCCACACUCCUCUCUAUAAGGCGUCCCACAAGUUCAAGUCGGGCUGCGGUUGGCCCGCUUUCUUCGAUGCUAUUCCAGGCACAAUUGAUAGGCAUGUGGACAGGAGCUGGGGCAUGAAGCGAGUAGAGAUCACUUGCAAGGGUGAGUGGACGAUGCACUUCGGCACUCUGUGCGGUUUGUGAGUGGCUGAAGUGCUGUCUGGUUUGAUUGGGCUCUGUACAGCUUGCGGAGGUCAUUUGGGACACGUUUUUGAGGGAGAGGGCUUCAACAACCCAACAGACGAGCGGCACGUGAGUCACCGAGCUUUCAAGUACGGGCCGUAAGCCGCUGCUUAGAUUCGUCCUGUGUUUGAUCCAGUGCGUCAAUGGCGUGUCAAUCCGCUUCGACGAGAACGCAGAGCAGAAGCUUUGA